This is a messenger RNA of Cladophialophora psammophila CBS 110553, 1680 nucleotides long. RefSeq lists its product as uncharacterized. NCBI's taxonomy places the organism in Eukaryota, Fungi, Ascomycota, Eurotiomycetes, Chaetothyriales, Herpotrichiellaceae. Gene Ontology annotation, molecular function: oxidoreductase activity, acting on paired donors, with incorporation or reduction of molecular oxygen; monooxygenase activity; iron ion binding. The record is from RefSeq and is a predicted model, not a curated record. The transcript has 2 exons. Bases 1 to 1680 code for a protein of 559 amino acids.
AUGGCGCUCCCAGUCUUCGCCUUGCUGACCUUGGGCUCGCUGGCUCUGCUCGCCCUAUACAAAUUCAUUCUCUGUCCGCUCCUCUUCCAUCCAUUACGGCAUAUUCCCUCUGCGCAUUGGUCGAUCCCCAUCUUCGGAGAUACCUGGAUCACCUAUCAGCGUUACAUGGAGAGAAACAACGCCGUGACAUACGCAGCCCAUCUGAAGCACGGGUCCGUCGUCCGAAUGGGCGCCAACGAACUGAGCGUCAACUGUGUGGAUAACGGCAUCAAGACCAUAUAUGCCGGCUCCUGGGAAAAGCAUGCCUGGUAUCCUCAGAGAUUUGGCUCCUACGGGGUCAUGAACAUGUUUUCUACAAUCCAUCACGGUCCUCAUUCGCAAAAGAAACGGACAAUGGCCAACGUCUACUCAAAGUCCUACAUCGCCUCUUCUCCACAAGUUGCUGCGAAUUCACACACUCUGUUCUCGACCCGCUAUCUCCCUCUUCUCCAGAAACUUUCCGAAACAGGCGAGCCCACGGACGUGCAUGACAUGAACAAUGCCUUUGCCAUGGACUUCAUGUCGGCGUAUCAGUUCGGCCUGUCGGCGGGGACGAAUCUUACCCAAGACCUGACAAGCAGGAGGCAUAUCCUUCAUCAGUACCAUUGUCGUAGGGACUAUGAGUUCUUCUCCGCCGAAGCUCCUUGGCUGAAGAGGCUGACGCGAAGCCUCGGACUGCAAGUCGUGCCGUAUUUCGUGGACGAGGCGAACAUCCUCCUUGAAGAUUGGAACGCCGGCAUGUGCCGCAAGGCCGACAAUUUUCCCUCGCAGGAAGCAGCAAGCGACACGGCCUCCGUAUACCCUGGCGACGAGCCGGUCGUCUACAAGCAAUUCAAGACCGGCAUCACGAAGCUUCGCGAAAAGGAUCCAAAUGCGGGAAAGGCGACGGGUGAAGUCAUCCUGCCGACCACGCGGCACGACGAACUGCAUGACAACAAAAACACCAGCGACACCACGACUGCGGAGAUCUACAGCGAAAUGCUGGACCAGCUGGGCGCGGGCCACGAGACCUCGGCCAUCGCCCUGACGUACCUGUAUUGGGAACUGAGCAAGAACCCAGACCUCCAAAAGCAACUUCGUGAAGAGGUGCUGACGCUGACGCCGCCGAUCAAAUGGCCGUUGCCCACGGCUUCUGAUCCUGCGCUGGACUUUGAGCUGCCGGACCCGAGACAAAUCGAUGCCCUCCCGUUACUGAACGCCAUCCUGAUGGAGACACUGCGUCUGCACGCGCCCAUCCCGGGCAUCGAACCACGCAUCUCCCCCCACGUUCCAGGCGGGAGCACGCUGGGAUCUUACUCGAACAUCCCCGGCGGCGUGCGCGUUUCGGCGAUGCCUUACACGCUGCACCGCAACGAGGCAGUCUUCUCCGAACCGGAGACGUUCCUGCCUGCGCGCUGGCUGCCCUCGCACUCCUCCGAGGACCAGCUGAAGGAGAUGCACCGCUGGUUCUGGGCCUUUGGGUCCGGCGGCAGGAUGUGUAUUGGCAGCCACCUGGCCAUCCAGGAGAUCAAGCUGCUCGUCUCGGCGAUAUACAGCAACUGGGCCACGGAGAUUGUGGACGACGAGGGCAUCGAGGAAGUGGACGCCUACACGACAAAGCCCAGGAGUAAUCGCUUGAUCUUGAGGUUUACGCGCGUUUGA